Messenger RNA from Eimeria maxima, 1221 nucleotides. RefSeq names its product regulator of chromosome condensation domain-containing protein, putative. Bases 1 to 1221 code for a protein of 406 amino acids. The record is from RefSeq and is a predicted model, not a curated record. NCBI's taxonomy places the organism in Eukaryota, Apicomplexa, Conoidasida, Eucoccidiorida, Eimeriidae. The transcript has 3 exons.
AUGCUGAUCCAGCCCCGGGCGACAGAAGGGACAGCAGUAGCACCGCCAGCAGCACUUUUGCUUAUUGCGCUACGCGUCCGACCCCUAGAGGAUCUCAUGUAUACGCGUGGGGCUCCAACAUCGACGGACAGAGGAGCUGAAGGAGACUACGGGGGGCCAUCGACUGCUGAUGGCCCCAAGGAGAUCCUGAUGCCUCUACAGAAGGGAGACCGACCUGUUUCGGUGUCUUGUGGCAACGGCUUCUCUCUCGUAGUUACGCAGAUGGGGUGUCUGUACACUUGGGGAAGCAACAGCCAUGGCCAGUGCGGUCGCCCCCCCCACGAUGCUCUUCCUGGGGAGCAGGAGUUCGGGGCCAACGUAAAUAAUUCUUCAUUUGGGGGUUUUGGCAGUCGAGAUGUCUUUGGGGGCCGAACGCGAUCGUCUUCUUGCCUGCCUCCUGGAGAGGUACGAGGCGCGUUAGCCUCUCAGAAGGUCGUGGGGGCCGCUUGCGGAGGUCGGAUGUGUGCUGCAGUUACAGCAAACGGGGAGAUCUUUGUAUGGGGGGACGUAAGGACGGAGAGGACCCUUAGAGGCAACAAAACUGAGGGGGGAAAACCCCAACCUCACGAACCGCGUCUGGUGCCAUUGCCAGCCGAGGAGGGGGGCCCCGCGAGGGCUGUAGCCGUUGCGUGCGGGGAAAGCCACUGUGUGGCGCUUAGCGCAAGGGGUUUUGUGUACACCUGGGGGAGCAACUUCUAUGGACAAUUGGGCCUCGGAGGGGGCCCCCGCACCGUGGAGGGGCCCCAGCUCGUCUCGGCUUUGAAGGACGAGCACGUGGCUUCCGUCGCUUGUGGAGCUCAGCACAGUUUGUGUUUAACACAGGACGGGAAGGUGUUUGUGUGGGGAUACGGCAAAGACGGGCAGUGCGCAGAACCAACUCACCUAGACGUCCCACUACCCCUCCAGGUGGACUUUGGGGGCCCCGAGGGGACGCAUUCAGCAGGCCGUUGCACCCAGAUAAGCGGGGGGGAGGGGCACAGUCUCGCGCUGUGCGGGAAAGGGAAGAUAUUCGUCUGGGGACGUGGCCGAGAAGGCCAACUUGGCAGAGGGGGGCUCGUGGAGAGCCCCGCAGCGUCACGGGACGCCCCAGUUGAGGUUACUUUAGGGGAUGGAGAACAAGUUGUUUUAGCUGCAUGCGGGGGGUGCCACACUCUUGCAGCAACAAAGCCGUCAAGUGAGUAA